Molecule: messenger RNA, 1156 nt
Organism: Phycodurus eques (leafy seadragon)
Lineage: Eukaryota; Metazoa; Chordata; Actinopteri; Syngnathiformes; Syngnathidae
Gene: hmgn1a
Product: high mobility group nucleosome binding domain 1a
Exons: 6
Coding region: 131-421 (96 amino acids)
Cellular component (GO): chromatin; nucleus
Molecular function (GO): nucleosomal DNA binding
Source: RefSeq, a predicted model, not a curated record
CAGCUAGUUCUGGUCCUGCUCGGACGUUGAUUUGAAGUUCGAGGCAGAGUGUUUUGGAGGUAAAUUCCUACAAGGUGUGGUGUGUGCUGACUUAUUCAAGUGACAAAGGCUCUCUACAAGCUUGACAACAAUGGGAAAAACGAAGGGCACAGAGGUUGCAGCAGAUGCAAGCCCAGUGCCAAGGCGAAAGUCUCAACGAUUGUCAAGAAAAGAGACAGAAACUAAACCAGAGCCAACAAAGAAGGCGCCUAAGAACCAAAAGGUGAAGGAGGCAGCUAAGGACAAACCAGAGCAGAAGAAAGAGGAACCUCAGGAUGAAAAACAAGAGGACCCUGCUGAAAAUGGAGAGGCUAAAGUUGAAGAGGCUGCUGCAGAAGAUGGAAAGGAGGAUAAGACCGAAGAGGAUAAAGCAGACAAGUAGUGUCGCCUCAACUCACCUGCCCAUGCUCCCUGUACUUUCUUUAAUGUCAAGUGCACAUCAUGUUUUCAACUGGUAUUUUUUUGGGGGGACAGCAGCAUUUUUAGAGACAUCAGUGCAGGAACGCAUUUAAAUCUUUUUUCUUCAAAUGCCAUUUAAUUUCAUGGCUUCUGUGAAGGGAAUGUUUUUACCUUUGUCUUUGGGUUUUAUUUCACCUUUGUUUUCCUCCCUUGUGGGCUUCUUUAGCUUUUUAUUAGGCUGUAGUCUUCAAUCGUCAUCAGAAAUCUGAUGUAAAACAAUGCGUUAACACGGAACUUCUCAAGGGAUUUUGUAAAAUGCUGUUUUUAACAAUAUGUAAAACACAAUCCCUCUGGUUGUUAAACUGAAUGUUUGAAUGUGUAUUUUGGAACGAUAAUUCUUUUGUUGACUGUAAAAUCAUAAUUUUUGGUCCUAGAAUGCCCAGCAUGAUUGUGUAUGUUGCAUCCUUAAGAACCUGCACAGCUGAUGUUUAAACUUCUCCUUUUCAACAACAACAAAAUUAUAUUGCCAUCUAUAUGGAUCCAGUGAUGGUAUAUUUUUGUUUUAGCUAUGCUCCAUGCUUGCUCACUCUGUUGCCACUACUGUCAACAAUAUGUACAGUUGACAAAUUUGUGGCUAUACUUAUUGUGACUUUGGGACAUCUCGAUGUACAGUUUUGUUGUUGUUUGUUUUUUACAGUUAAUAAAAAGCAUUCUUUUA